Akanthomyces muscarius is the source of this 2526-nucleotide messenger RNA. RefSeq lists its product as uncharacterized. NCBI's taxonomy places the organism in Eukaryota, Fungi, Ascomycota, Sordariomycetes, Hypocreales, Cordycipitaceae. Gene Ontology annotation, molecular function: calcium channel activity; calcium ion binding. Gene Ontology annotation, biological process: intracellular calcium ion homeostasis; calcium ion transmembrane transport. The record is from RefSeq and is a predicted model, not a curated record. The transcript has a single exon. Gene Ontology annotation, cellular component: membrane. Bases 1 to 2526 code for a protein of 841 amino acids.
AUGGCUGGUCCUGCACCUGUGCGUCCUCCCGUGGACCGGUACAAUUCGGUCGAGGACUAUCACAACCACUACGGCAACCAAGCCUCCAAUGACACCCUUGGCGGCGAAGGCGGCGAGCACAACGAGAAGCGAGGCAUUUCCCCCAAUCGACAUGCCGACAUGACACAGCUCAAUGACGACCUCGAGCUCCUCCGUGCCGAGCAGCUCAUCUCGAAUCAAGAGCACGACCUGGAGUUAAAACAGUCUCGGUCCCGCAAUCGCGCGCACAAUGCUGUACCCGAGGACGCCUUCAAUCAGAUCGACGACAUGCAUGGGCCCGAGAAGAAAAGAAACGAAGACGCUGCCCUGUACAAGCUAUGGACUUUUUUGAGAAAGUUCCCUCGUUUCAUUCGCUACAUUGCCUACAUGCUACCCGUCGCUCUUCUGCUGCUGCUUCCCGUGCUCCUCGGUGCCUUCGCCGUGGACCAGAGACGCCAUGCGGUCGGAGGCAACGGAGGCGUUAAUCUGAUGUGGUUCGGCAUUUGGCUCGAGAUUGUCUGGUGCUCCCUCUGGGUGUCUCGCAUGAUCACAAACCUGCUGCCGCCUAUCAUGCAGGCCCUCUGUAAAAUGGGAGGCUCGACCAGCCCGAAAAAGUGGAAGGAUGUUGGCUCCCAGUUGGAGCUGCAUGCCGCCAUGUUUCUCUGGUUCUUGGCCAUUCUCGUCUCCUUCAAGCCCACCACAGCCCAAAAGCGCGUGGCGCCCAUAGGCGGCGAUGACAAGGCCGACUCGCAAAACUGGAUCGACAUCCUCUACAAGGUCAUCAUUGCUCUCUUCGUCCUCUUCACCCUCAACUUUAUCGAGAAAAUCAUCAUCCAGUGGAUCGCCACCUCUUUCCACCAGCGUACAUACGCCACCCGCAUCGAAAACAACAAAGGCGACAUCCGACAGCUCGUGCAGCUAUUCGAGCAUGCCAAAGCCAAGCUCGAAGACACUGACACUUUUCUCAAGGCCGAGGGCGCGCGCGUCAGCGGCGCCCAGACGCCCAUGCGCGUCUUCCACGAGAACGCUCGCAACGUCCUCGGCAAGGUCGGAUACGUCGCUGGCAAGGUCGGCAACGAUUUGAUUGGCCGCAAAGUCAAUGAAAAUCAGCCGCGCAAGGUUGUCACCGAGCUUCUGCGCAGCACCACCUCUGCUCAUACCCUGGCCCGCCUCAUCUACCGCAGCUUGGUCCGCUCAGACCGUGACACUGUUCAUAUGGAAGAUAUUCGAGAAGUCUUUGAAACUGACGAGGAAGCCGAUGCCGCUUUCAUGGUCUUUGACAAGGACCUCAACGGCGACAUUUCCAUUCAAGAGUUCGAAGCGGUAUGCAACGAAAUCCAUCUCGAGAAAAAGGCUAUUGCAGCCUCGCUCAAGGAUCUUGACUCUGUUAUCCAGAAGCUUGAUAAAGUUUUUCUGUUCAUCAUUGUCAUCAUAUCCAUCAUCGUCUUCAUCUCCAUUCUUUCGGGUUCUGCCGCGGCUGGCCUCGCUUCCGCUGGUACCUCUGUUCUCGGCCUUGCCUGGAUGCUUCAGGCCACAGCACAAGAGUUCCUCCAGUCCAUCAUCUUUGUCUUUGUCAAGCAUCCCUUCGAUGUCGGUGAUCGUGUCACUAUCUAUGGCUCCACUGGCGACAAAAUGACUGGCGACGACUACUACGUCACUGAGAUUUCGCUCCUCUACACCGAGUUCAAGAAGAUGCAGGGCCAUAUUGUGCAGGCCCCCAACUCUGUGCUCAACAACCUGUUUAUCCUCAACCAGAGACGAUCCAACGGCCUUGCCGACCCUAUUCCUCUGGUUAUGCGUUUCGGUACACCAGUGGAAAGGAUUGAUGAGCUCAAGGCCCGCAUGCGCAACUUCUGCCUCGAGAACAAGCGUGAUUACCAGGCCACCAUUAUUUCAGAAAUGGUUUCCAUUGACCAGCUACGCUCAUGCACCAUGAAUAUCAUCUUCUUCCACAAGACCAACUUCCAAAACGAACUGCUCCGUCUCAAUCGACACAACAGGUUCGUUACGGAACUCAUGGCGCAGAUGCUCGAGGUUGGCAUCCAGGCUCCCAUGCGCAUCGAACCCGGUGGCAGCCGCGACACGCCCAUGUACUGGUCCAGCAUGCCUGCCCCUCCCGCCUACGGCAAGGAGCAAGACGGCGACUACCAGGGCGGCGAUGACCAGCACAAGCCUGGUUUUGCGCCGCUGCGCAAGCCGUCUGUUCAAAGAACGCACAAUACUCCUCGUGAAAUGACCAUUUUGGAGGAAGAGGCCGCCCAGAUGAGCUUUGGCGAUGUAUUUGAGAGCCGCCGCGACCAGGCUCUCGCGCGCAGAAUGGCCUCCAUUCGCGAAAAGGACAGAGCUGAGAGAGCUGCGGAGAAUGCCGACUCGGAACCUCGCGGUUCGACAACCUCGGCGGCGUUGCAUAGAUCCUCAACAGAGUCGCACCGGGCGCGUUUCUUCACGCGCCCUCGACGCGAUACGACCACCUCUCGCCAUUCUCGCCAUGACAAUGAGAUGGUGUAA